This is a messenger RNA of Astyanax mexicanus (Mexican tetra), 4296 nucleotides long. It is a transcript of the gene impg1b, whose product is annotated as interphotoreceptor matrix proteoglycan 1b. Gene Ontology annotation, biological process: visual perception. The record is from RefSeq and is a predicted model, not a curated record. The transcript is spliced from 18 exons. NCBI's taxonomy places the organism in Eukaryota, Metazoa, Chordata, Actinopteri, Characiformes, Acestrorhamphidae. Bases 630 to 3611 code for a protein of 993 amino acids.
CUUAGUGUCUAACAUCUCUCUCAGAGAAAAGAGACACCACACUGUCCCUCUGCACAUGACACACGGUGCUCAGCAGUGCUCCUCUAGGAAUCCGGCAAAAGUUUGGCAGCAAGCAGAGGAAUCUGUGUUCAACGGGCCAGUCUAAAGGGGGGGGCACUCUGCAGUUUUGGAGCGAGAGGAAAAAGCACAGGAGCUGGUUUGCACAGUCUUGGGUGUGGAAGACUUUGGUUGGCAGAUGUUCCUCCAGAAAGCCACUAACAGGAUGAAGAUAGUCAGCCACGUGGACCCUGAGAGAUUAGGCGCGGUUGGGUGGUAAACAGAUUAGCCGAGAGGCUCCAUCUUUAACCUUCUCACUCCUGUGACACCCAUCCUCCAAGCCCACAUUCACACGCACUCUCAGCCACAGGUUACAGCCUGUGCCAGAACACUCUACCGCUGCCCUCAGGGACCGAAAGUCUUCACUCCUCUGCUGCUCCUUCGCCCUCUGGUCUCUCAAUGGAAACCUGGACUUGGUGUCUGUGGAAGCGUACCUCAUCCCCAGUGGACCUCAGAUAAGUCACUGAAGACCGCUCCCCCCUUCAUCCCCAAAUGACUGGCUUUGCAUCCAAAAGGAAAUAAAGCAGUGCAUCAUGCCAUUGAAAACAGGACUAUUCCUCAUCCUGUUCUUGUUUACCCUCCAAGCCACCAGAAUCAAAGAUCUUAGAAGCAACGAUAUCUCAGGAAUCAGAAAUGUCAGAUACAGGCAUUUCCUUGGGGCAACACGACCAGUACGACAGAUACCCGCUGCACGAGUCUCAGUCGACCAGAGCAGGCAGCAUCGAGAAAAGAGAUCAGCGCUGUUCAGCACAGGGGUGAAAGUGUGUCCUCAGGAGAGCAUGGCAGAGGUCAUCUCCAGUCACAAAGCCUACUACAAACUGAGAGUCUGCCAAGAAGCAGUAUGGGAAGCUUUCCAGAUUUUUCUGGACAGAGUACCAGACACUGUGGAAUACCAACAGUGGGUAUAUGCCUGCCAGAGGGACUCUCUAUGUGUGGACGACUUGGCCCGAAACUUCAGCAGCACCCAAGAACACCUUGAUAUGGUGGCUAAGCAAGUGAGUUCUCAGGAGGAACUGGAGAGUGCCCUUGCCACACCAUCGGCACCAGGCGAGAAAUGUUCCAAGACUCCUGGAGAGCUACUUGUUAUGGGAUUAGAUCUGACUGGAACUGCAGCCCCUGUCCCUGCAGAGCUGGUGGAGCACAUAAUAGAGUUUAGCGUGACCGUGGUGGACCCAGGUUACAGCGACUUACUGAGAGACCCUGACAGCUUACAGUAUCAGGACGUCAGCCUUAACCUUCACGAGCAGAUGCUGCAAAUUUUCAGCAAACUUCCUGGGUUUAAGGAGAUUCGGCUGCUGGGAUUCCAAUCUGGAGGUGGUACAGUGCGCUACGCUGUGGUGUUUGAAUUAGAAGAGGACACUACAGAAGCAGCCCUAAAGGAUAUGGUGGCAAAGGCCCUGAGUGAGGAUAAGGCCCUGCCUUUGGACCUUCAUUCCCUCAGUUUUGAACCAGAGAGACCACAAGACCACAUAAGGUAUUUACCUGGGGGCAUCAUUACACGACCUACAGUGGCCAUCUCAGAAGAAAGUUCUGUGGCCACUAGCAUCUCCAUGAGCGAUGCAGCUUCUAAUGGAACACCAGGGAAGAGGGAUGAGGAGACAGCGGAGGGCACUACACAGGAAAUAUUCAAAGGUUUGCCUCCAGAGACUACAUUAGCAGGCACAACCGAGCGACCCCCUCCCGACACAACGGGACACUCGCAGCUGGAGGAGGAAAAGCUGAUCACAGAGAACACUCAAAUAGCUGAAGGACCUAAGAAGAACACUACUUUGGAUUACCCUUCAAAACCAUCUGAAUCUCAAAACGAUCUUGUAAAUGAAAUUUUCUUCACAGCUGCAACACCAAACUUAAAUUCCUUUGAAGCUGUAACUACUUCAGAUCAGGUCGGUUCAUCAGCUAUGCCGUCCACAGAGGUCCCUUCAGAAGUAGCUAUAAGAGGUGAUGUUAUUGGACCUAUGGAUAUUCCUUCAGAAGCUCCAUCCUUGGAACCUCCUGAAUCCAAUAGCCCACUAGACAGCCCUGAUGUAGUUAGUGAAAGUGAACCUAGUGAGACAGAGUUCCCAUUACCACCUAGCACUACAGAGAACACACAGCCAAUAGAGCCUCCACCAGUACUUGCCACACCUAAUCCAGUUCCUCCUGUAGACAUACCCUCUGUCUCCUCGGUAUUACCAGUAAUUCCUGAGAGCGAUCAACCAGAGAGGAUACCAGAUAGUGACAUAAACAUGCAGGAGGACGUAGAGCAGACAGAGGAGGAAACAGACACCAGUGACAAUCAAGACUACGGUGGAGGAUUCGAGGCAGAUGAGCACCCACAGUCCUCAGCUCCUGAUAUCGCUGCCAGUCAUGCCAGAGACCUGGUAGUGUUUUUUAGUUUGCGAGUGACCAACAUGGUCUUUUCAGAGGAUCUUUUCAACAAGAGCUCUCCAGAAUACAAAUCACUGGAGAACACUUUUCUCGAACUGAGGCAAAUCCCAGAACCUGAAAACUUGCCAAAGCCAGAGGUAUCCAAUAAACAGACUGAGAGGGAACAGAGGACAUUAGCCUCAAUACCGCUUCUUCCAUACCUGCAGUCCAACCUGACUGGCUUUAAGGAGCUGCAGAUUCUCAACUUCAGAAACGGCAGUGUGGUGGUAAACAGCAAGAUGAAGUUGGCCAAACCAGUCCCGUAUAACGUAACAGAAGCUGUGCACUGUGUUCUUGAAGACUUCUGUAAUGCUGCGUCAAAAAGACUAGACAUAGAAAUUGACCCUGAGUCGGUGGAUGUGGCAGCAGUGAAUGAUGGUGAUCCGUGCAAGUAUUUGGACUGUAAUGAAUUCUCCCGCUGUGUCGUAAACACACUGACUGCAGAAGCUGAGUGUUUGUGUGAUCCUGGCUACAGCACGGAGAACGGCCAGCCCUGUGAAAGCAUCUGUAACCUCCAGCCUGACUACUGCCUAAAUGGGGGGACCUGUGAAAUCAUAGCAGGCCAUGGAGCCACUUGCAGAUGUCCUUUAGGAAAAUUCUGGCACUAUCAUGGAGAGCGCUGCAAUGAACUGGUUUCUGUACCUGUUGACCCACUGCUUUUCGUAGCCUGCCUGAUUGGAAGUCUCACCGUGGUUUGUGCUGUGAUAGGCAUCUUGGUUUUUAUUAACAAGAAGUGCAUACGGACGAGAAAGACCGUGUCACUAGUGCAUUCACACUCCUCCCUCCCCUUUGAGGGUACUAUGAGAGUGAAUUCUGCUUUUGAGAAUGACGAGGGUAUCUUGACUCAUGUGUCGAGCAUCUGCUAUCCUAUAGGCUCUGACUCCGGGUCCUCUAUGCUCUCAGAACACGGCACAUUUAAGUCACAUUUGAGUUUUGAGAUCCCCAGACAACUCUACACAAGAAGAUCAGAAAGGCUAGUGCCGGAAAUGGUUGAUUUCCACCACUGUAUACCACACCAUGAUACAUGGCGGCUGUCUAAUGAACACAGGACCUCGUGCUGUUUUCUAAGGGGACCAGACAGUGACAGCUUUGAAGUGACCAUAUUAUAAUAGUGAUUUGAUGGCCAUUUCUGAGCUCAGCUCGGCACCAAAGGUCUUCAGUGGUCUUCUACACGAACUAUAUUCAACUCUGUUGGCUUUUUAUAGACACUUGGAAUGCACAUAAAGCUGAUGGUGAAGGUAAGCAUUGAAGCUCUCACCAAUCAACCAUGGAGCAAAUGGAAACACUCCAUUGAGUAAAAGCAAAAGACUGGUUUGGAAGCACGGUCAGACACUUAGAACUGGUUGGAUAUUGUUUUUUUCCUUGUCAAAGGUGAUUUUUUUGGUUCUUUCCUCACAAUGAGGUAUUUAUUUACAAAUGGAUACAUUUGGUGGUAUCACAGAGAACAUAGAUUAUAUGACUGCUCGAACAGUACUCAAACCUCUCUUCAGUAUUCCAAAAAAAGAAACUGAAUGUAAAAUAAGCUGUUCAUUUUUAUGCUUGUUAUUUAAUAAUAAUAAUAAUAAUAAAAAAACUAUUCAGACAGGAAUUAUGCCUAAUAUUCUUAUAAAGAUAUUAGGAUAACUAACAACCUUGAAAUAACCUAAAACUAUUUUGCAUGGAAAUGCAUGUUUCUCUGCAGUCGCUCGUGUUUUGAAAGCCAGACCAAAACACACAGGGGGGCAAGGAUUGAUUUCUUUUUUUAUUCACUUUUACAAUGAACAGAACAAAAUAAAAAAAGAAAACAAAAGCUUA